CGUCCCGCGGAACCAGCAGUAACAAUAGUUGAUCCCAAAAAAGCAAACUUUAAGGAGGAAGAAAAGAAAAACAGAGUUCUUUUCCGACACCCAGAUUACAAUUCGAGGUUUUUUAUGCUUUUCACAUCAAAUUAAGGAGUCCCUGAAAUGUAUAGGCCUGUGGCUGCUUCAGCCACACCACGGGGUGGAUUGCCUAAUGACAGUGGGGACUCUGUUGUGACUUUAGAUCAAGUUCCGCGGUGGAUUGAUGCUGAGCAUUCCUUGGGGUAUGACAAUGGAGAUUCAUCAUUUUCUAGUUCAUACUUCCCUGAUCCUUUGACAUUCCACUCCGGAACCGACAGCGGGGGCAUUGGUUCAGUGUCAAGGUUUCCUGUUGACCAUGAAAUUAAUUCGAGGAUAUACUUGUGGAGGGGGAACCCUUGGAACCUUGAGGUGGAUGCUGUGGUAAAUUCAACAAAUGAGAUCUUGGAUGAAGCACAUAGCAGCCCUGGAUUGCAUGCUGCAGCUGGACCCGGUCUUGCAGAAGAAUGUGCAACUUUGGGUGGAUGUCGAACAGGGAUGGCUAAAGCUACCAGUGCCUAUGAUCUUCCUGCAAGGAAAGUUAUCCAUACUGUUGGCCCAAAGUAUGCUGUGAAGUACCACACUGCUGCAGAGAAUGCUUUAAGUCAUUGCUAUCGCUCUUGCCUGGAGCUUCUAAUCGAUCAUGGGCUUCGAAGCAUUGCUAUGGGCUGCAUUUAUACUGAGGCAAAGAACUAUCCACGUGAACCAGCUGCACAUGUAGCUAUAAGAACUGUGCGACGGUUUCUUGAGAAGCAGAAAGACAACAUCACAGCUGUUGUCUUUUGCACUACCAGCACAACUGAUACUGAGAUAUAUAAAAGGUUACUUCCACUUUACUUUCCUCGGGAUAAACAUGAGGAGGAGGUGGCUAUGUCAAAGCUUCCUGCAGAUGUUGGGGAUGAGAAUGGUGAGACCGUCAUAGAUGAGCGUAAAAUCAGAAUAAAGCCUUUGCCUAAAAAAAAUGUUCCAAAACCUCCUAAUGUUCCAGCUGAUCCUGUUGAUCUUCCUGUUAGUGAUGUCGGCUUGGUUCGUAGGACUUCAUCAUUUUUAGAUUCAUUUCUGGAUCCUGCCUUCAUGUCUUUGAUUAAAGACCCUGAUGAAAGACGUCAGGAACAGUGGGAGAAAACUGUUCAAGCACAAAGAGGCUGGAAUUUUGCUAAAUUGCUUGGAUUGGGUAACCUAGGUGGACCUCCACUGUCUGCUGCUGAAGAAUAUUCUCUGCACUCUAGAUUUCUUUCUAAAGCGAAUUCCUUAAAUCUGUCUGAAAUUGCAGAGAUGAAAAUUGUCUAUCGAGGAGGGGUGGACAGUGAGGGUCGUCCUGUCAUGGUUGUUGUGGGGGCUCACUUUUUGCUCAGAUGUCUUGAUCUGGAACGAUUUGUGCUUUAUGUGGUGAAGGAGUUCGAGCCUAUAAUACAGAAGCCUUAUACUAUUGUCUACUUCCACUCUGCUGCAUCUCUGCAGAUGCAACCUGACCUAGGUUGGAUGAGAAGAUUGCAACAAAUACUUGGACGGAAGCACCAGCGCAACCUACAUGCGAUAUAUGUCCUUCACCCAACUUUUGGUCUAAAAUUGACAGUAUUUGCGCUUCAGUUUCUUGUGGACAAUGUGGUUUGGAAGAAAGUGGUAUAUGUUGAUAGACUACUGCAGCUCUUCAGAUAUGUACCUCGCGAGCAGUUGACCAUCCCAGAUUUUGUGUUUCAGCAUGACUUAGAAGUGAAUGGAGGAAAGGGUCUUAUUGUGGAUCCCAGAACAAAGUAUGUUUAUCACAGACCAUGAGCGUGUCAUAUGCAGUUCUAUAAUCGGUUGAUAAAAGAGAAUCACUUGCUGUAGUUUCUUCAUUGCUGGGCUUGCCCAUUAUUCUCACUGGUAAGUGGAAGAGGGUCUAUAUCUGUUUGUGUAUGGAAGAAUUCUUUUUUCUUUUUGAAUUUUUUGAAGCUUUGAUAAGUUUCUACGUAAAAGAGGGCAAACCUAGAGCAGUAGUAAAAUUGUUCCUUUGUGACUGAAAAGUCAUGAGUUUGAAUAUAGGAAAUAACCUCUUUGCAAAUAUGCAAGGGCAAGGUUGUGUACAAGGAUUGUCUUCACCCUACUGUCGCUAAUCGGGGUUUGAUGGGAAGUGAGUGAUAAGUUUCUCUGUAAGUAAAAUAAUAUUGUAUUUUUUUUUCCUCUGUAAUCUCCUGAGUGAGUGCUGAAUAAAAUUCAAGGUGAUUUUAAUCUCUCUUUAGGCUGGCUUCUUGGCUUUGUGAAAGUGUCUAAA
Messenger RNA from Gastrolobium bilobum, 2314 nucleotides. RefSeq lists its product as uncharacterized. Bases 148 to 1836 code for a protein of 562 amino acids. The record is from RefSeq and is a predicted model, not a curated record. The transcript is spliced from 15 exons. NCBI's taxonomy places the organism in Eukaryota, Viridiplantae, Streptophyta, Magnoliopsida, Fabales, Fabaceae.